CUAUGUGAUGGCCGAGUAACAUCGCUGCUUUGCGAGUGUGUCAACAAAAACUCUUGCGCUGUGUGUUUUCUCACGUAAACCACCGAUGUUUCGUCGCUUUUCUUUACGAGGAUUCGAACCCUUAAGAGAUGAGAGAAAUAACGAGACUGCCCCUGAGGCACCCGGCAUGAAACGCAAGAAGAGCCCGCAGCCGGGCCACCGGGUGCUGGUGCCCACUGCUGACAGCCCCGGGCCCCUGUCGCCCCUGCAGCACGGCCCACCGCCGAUGCGUGCGCGGGGCUCCUCUGCGGGCUCCCUUGACGACGACAUGGUGGCCGACAACACAACGCUGGAGGGGGUGGGGCCUGCAAUAGUGGCCAGUGCCUCGCUGCUGGCCAAUGGCGGUGCAGCAGCGGCAGAAGCGGGAGGCGGUGCGGCUGCAUCCAGUGCAGACGAAGUGGACACGCUACUGGCCCACACACCCGACCUCCACCGGACCAGGGCAGCCUUGGAGCACAUCAGCCACAAGAUCGCACGGACUAGGGAGCUCAUCAAGGCCGAGCAGACGACCCGCGACGACAAUGUGAACGAGUACCUGAAGCUGGCAGCAAACGCGGACCGUCAGCAGAUGCAGCGCAUCAAGAGUGUCUUUGAGAAGAAGAACCAGAAAUGUGCCCAGUCCAUCUCCCAGCUACAACGGAAGCUGGAGGGAUACAUCAGGCGCAAACGUGAGCUGGAGACUCACGGUGCCACGGCGUCUUCCUCCUGGCAGCCGCGAGAUGUCCUGCAGAAUGUAGGGCAAGGCAUCAGUGGAGUGGUUGGCAACAUCAAGGGUGGACUGUCAGGCCUGGCAUCUGUGGCGCAUUCUUCAACUGACAACAAGUAUGCGUCGGACGAGGACAGCUCGAGCCUGACGUCCGAGUCGAGCCAGAUGGCAUCACACCACCCGGGUGUUGUUGGUGGUGGGAUGGGGUCGGGAGCGGCCACAGCCAGCCCUCGUCACCCGCCACUGGCCCCUUCCCAGGACCAGCCUUCGCUGCUUGUGGGCAUGGCCAGCCCAUCCGUGGCUCCACCCCCUCUCGCCUCCACGAUUGGUCAGAGCUUGGUACCCGAGGCCGAGCUCGAGCCCUUGCUUGCCGAGCUCGCUGAGCGGAGGGAGGAAUGCCAACGCCUGGCAGAGGAAAUUGAAGCCCUCAAGGUGUUCAUUUUCGGCUCUGCCUGCAAGCUGGAAACUUCGAACCAGCUUCACCACGAGUGUUCCUACUUCAGCCAGGCCUUGCAAGAGGAGCGGUACAGGUACGAGCGCCUGGAGGAGCAGAUGAACGACCUAAUCGAGCUGCAUCAGAAUGAAAUGGAGAACCUGAAGCAGGGAAUGGCCGACAUGGAGGAGAAGGUUCAGUACCAAAGCGAAGAGCGACUGCGAGACGUCCAAGAGCUCCUCGAAAACUGUCAGACCCGGAUCAGCCGCAUGGAGCAUCAGCAGCACCAGCAGCUACAGCAGCUGGUGAGCCUGGAUGCCCUGGACAACUCGCAGGCACGUGCCCUGGGCCUCAAACUUGUCAACGUCCUGCUCAUGUUGCUCCAGCUGGCCCUGCUCCUCGUCUCCACCAUAGCCAACAUCGCCAUGCCCUUCCUACAGUCCAGGUUACGAAUUAUCACGACUGCUCUUCUGAUCCUGGCCAUCGUCUCCGCUGCCAAACAGUGGCAGGAACUGUCGGCCUGGUUUCGACUACAACUAAACGAAGCUCUGGAACGGUGGAAAUGAGCAAACACCAGGCAUUGUCGUCCAGGAAGCGAACCGGCAAAGCCGCACUUGCGCCCAGGUGGCCCCCCUCUGCGUGUGGGUCCCCCGCGCUGCAAGUCGCGGCUAAAGCACCGUGCACGGCGUGCGCCGGCUCGGAACACCUCCACCUCGAGUCGCACCGAGCCGAGACGUCAGUGUUACAUUUGCCACCGAGCAAAAAAAUGGCCCUCGUGCCGAGACUUGCCCAAAUCGAAGAGGAGGAGCAGACUUCGUCGUCGCCUGUCGGACAAAAGCUCUGUACUGCUGCUGCGCCCCAUUUUCUUUCUGAACUCUCUACGGGAGCGUGUCAUGCACAGUUGUUGUGUGUUGUUUCUGACUUCUUUUUUCCCUGUUUACCCAUGUUCCGUGUCGUGUCGUCUUGCGAAGCAUUGCGCCGCUGCAGAAUCGACUCGCAUGCAUCAUUUGGAAUGGGUACUGUUACGCGGCGUUCGUGCCACCGCUUUACAUGCGAUGCCAACGCGGCAGUCAUUCCUUUCUUGAUUGGUGCCUUACAAGCUGUCACCGUGGAGAGAAGCGAUUGUUUGUUGUUGGCAACUCUGCACUUCCGAGAUAGAUUUAUUUCGCUUUAAUUUAAUGGUUGCUUUUACGAACUAAGGUUGUCCGCAUAGGCUACGCAAAAACGGUGUUUAGCUUGCUUUUUAGCUGGGAGAAGCAAGAGUCCCGGUUCCCUCUCUCCCCUCGCACUUGCUUUCGGUGCAGUGAAAGGCUACACUAUCAACGGGCUUAGGCAGCUGGCAUUUUUUUUCUGUGUCCAUUCUUUUCACUGCACGGAAGGGGAUGCCUUUGCUCUCUCUUGCCACCGUCGGUACAUUCAGCCCAACUCCGCAGCGGGAACUCAAUCUUGCGCCUGGUGAUGUCUGACUGAGUGCGGCACAUUUACGGCUAUUGCACUUCGAAACAUUCCAAAGCGUAUCAUGCGAGUAGCUUCAGAGCAGCUGCUGCAAUGCCGGUUUCCUGAACUUUGUGUGACAAAGUAGGAUUGCAGGUCUUGUCAAGCGUUCAAAGGCGGUGAGCGUGUUGUAUACACAUUACAUGUAUGCGCGUGUACGAUGUGUAAGUCAUUCUUUUAAAUAUUCUGUGAUAAGCGAGCAAAGGGAUUUUGGUGUUGCCGUGCCGACUGCACGAGCCUCGCCGUCUAAGGUGGGACACUUUGCCACCACAAUGCGGGCUCGUUGCAAAGUGCGUCACAAACUGCCCAUUGCUUGAUUUGGUUGGAACGUUUGUUUGAGCAGUUCUUCCAUGCCGCUGCUUUCCUUUUUUCCCCCUCCUUCGUAGGCCGGGCGAGUGUUUCACAUUUGGACACAUGGUCCAUUAUUAACGUGUUUUACGGGGCAUCAUGUUAUAGUGAUGACAGCGUCUCUCUGCAAUCGCAUUGUCUUUUUUUUCUCGCGCUUAGUCUCCGUUGCAGUGAGGCCUGUGUUGUAGUAGGUGAAUGAUUUUUGAUGCAUUCCACAUCAGACUGUUGAUUAUAGCACGUAGGUUUGUGUAUGUCGUGACUAUCGCUUUAAUUUACACUAGGAAACGUGGAAAGUUUUCGUACCGUUGUCAUGAAACAGCAUCCAUUUAAUUUUUCUUUUUACAUAGUUGUAAAUGCAAGACCGGAUGGCCACCACCGUUUUAUUUUAAUAACUUGCGUACGAGGCAAACCAAAAUAUUUUAAUUGCACUUAGAUUUGUGUGUCUUAUGCAGCAGAGCUAUCACUUGCGCGAAGCAGAUGUUGAGAGUACUACUAGUAAAAAAGGCGUGCAUUUUCAGGUGGCUGGAUAGUAGUGGUUUCAUAUUUUAUAGUAAUGUCUAUUGGCUUUGCUGAAAUACCAAAGUUUCAUGCUCUUGUCAAAGAGGAAAAAUGAGAUUGUAUGGAGUGAACACUUUUUAACAGCGUCACGGUGAUAUUGUUAUGCUGAAGUGACCUAGGCUGUUUACUGUACUUUAGUCUGAUUGAAAAGUGCUGUCCUAUGUCAGAUCGAAAAUGAGGUUAUUGGUGAAUGUUUUUUGUGUUGGUACUGUCACAGUGAAUGUAGACGUUAAGUAUUUCUGUGUCUAAAUUUGAUUAUGGGCAAUGUUUAAUGAAUCUGACACUUCAGUAAGUGUUUUUAAGGUUAAUAAAAAUGGAAAGUACACUUGA
This is a messenger RNA of Rhipicephalus sanguineus (brown dog tick), 3908 nucleotides long. Its product is annotated as transmembrane and coiled-coil domains protein 2. The record is from RefSeq and is a predicted model, not a curated record. NCBI's taxonomy places the organism in Eukaryota, Metazoa, Arthropoda, Arachnida, Ixodida, Ixodidae. The transcript has 12 exons. Bases 86 to 1744 code for a protein of 552 amino acids. Gene Ontology annotation, cellular component: endomembrane system.